This is a messenger RNA of Melospiza georgiana, 3453 nucleotides long. It is a transcript of the gene C2CD4C, whose product is annotated as C2 calcium dependent domain containing 4C. Bases 38 to 1297 code for a protein of 419 amino acids. The transcript is spliced from 2 exons. NCBI's taxonomy places the organism in Eukaryota, Metazoa, Chordata, Aves, Passeriformes, Passerellidae. The record is from RefSeq and is a predicted model, not a curated record.
GCGGCGGCUCCGCUCCAGCCCCGCAUCUCGCAGCAACAUGUGGCUGCUGGAGCGGCUGCGCGGGGUGGCGGAGAACGGCGGCUCCCGGGGCGCGGGGACGGACGAGUCCUCGCGGGGAUCCCGCUACAGCAACGUCCUCACCCCCGACAAGAUCCCCGACUUCUUCAUCCCGCCCAAGCUGAGCGCGGCUCCCGCCGAGGCCGAGGGCUCCGAGGCGCCCGCGGGGGCCGCUCUGGGCGCCUCGGUGUCGGAGCAGGACCUGGCCAAGCGCAAAGCCCCGCGCAGCCCCCGCCCGUCCGGCCGCUCCCGGUCCCGCACCCGCGGGCGGCACAUCAUCCAGAUCGAGACCGCCGAGGACUGGACCGAGGGCGGCACCAACGUGGACCCGCAGGCACAGACGGCCAUGUCGCUGCCCUACGUGCCCAAGGCUCAGACCUCGUACGGCUUCGCCACGCUGAUGGAGAGCCCGCACACCCGGCGCAAGGAGUCCCUGUUCCACAGCGAGCACAGCAGCCUGUGCCCCUCGCCCGUCACCUCGCCCGGCGCCCAGCGCAAAGCCAAGCUCAACGGCGACAGCGGCCGCCGGACACCGGCGGAUCUCGGCGCCGCCCUGAUGCACCCGGGCCGGUAUUUCAGCGGCGGAGAGAGCGACACGUGCUCCUCGGCCGAGUCCUCACCCUUCGGCUCGCCGCUGCUGUCGCGCUCCGUGUCCCUGCUGAAGCUCUUCAGCCAGGAGAGCCAGUCCAAGGUGAUCAAGCUGAAGCACUCGGUGGCCCGCAACAGCUCGCUGAGCACCGACGACAGCUCCGCCGACACCAGCCCCAGCGCCCAGCGCCGCGCCCGGAGCGCCCCGGCCGGGACGCAGCAGCCGCCGACGGCCGUGCUGCCCCUGGAGCUGCCCGCGGGCCGGGACCGGGACCGGGAGCACAGCCUGCGGCUGAGCCGGGGCGGGAGCCUCCGCCUGGCCGCUGAGUACGACCCCUCCAAUGCCCGGCUGCGAGUGCGCCUCGUGUCCGCCGAGGACCUCUACGAUGCCCUGGUCGACCUGCGCAGCAUCAACUGCUGCGUCUCGCUGUGCCUCAACCCCGGCAAGCUGCAGAAGCAGCGCAGCACCAUCGUCAAGAACAGCCGCAACCCCGUCUUCAACGAGGACUUCUUCUUCGAUGGGCUGGGCCCCGGGCACGCCAGGAAGAUGUCCCUGAAGCUCAAGGUGGUCAACAAGGGCAGCAGCCUUAAGCGGGACACGCUGCUGGGGGAGAAGGAGCUGCCGCUCACCGCCCUGCUCUCCUGCCUGUAGGUACCUGCUGCCAGCCCCGAGGGAGCCCUCCCGCCUGUGGGGCCGGCGCUGUCCCCCAGCCCCGCUGCAGGAGGGUUUGGAAGGGCCCCCUGAGGAGGGCCGGGGUCGUGGCAGAGUGUGGGGGUCCCCAGGAAUGGUGCAGAGUGUGGGGGUCCCCAGGAAUGGGGCUCUGCCAACUCCAGCCGGCAGCCACAGCCUCUCUGCCCCUGCUCCCUCCCUGCUCCUGCCCCGGGUGCAGCAGAAAACGGGGAGCCUCCAGCCCAUUCCCCACCGCCAGGGAGGAUGGAAGCACCUGUUGGAGCCUUCCCUCCCUGUGGUCUCCAGCUGCCACCAAGCAGGUUGGAGGUGGGUGAAUCUCUGCAGCACACUUAGGGCCACCUCUGAAAGCCCCAGCACCUGUAGUUUGGUGACAGCUUCAAUUUAAAAGACAAGUUUCUGCUCUUGGAAACUGCAAAGAAAAUACUGCAGAGGUGACCUGAGAGUGGUCAGCCUGGGGGAUGAGUCAGGGUUGUGGCUUUUGAGCCUUUCCUGGGCUCGGCCCAGCCCUGUGAGGCUGCAAGGUUGGCUUGGUCUGAGCCCUGCAGCCUCCUGGGCUGCCCUCCCUGCCCACCCCAGCACUGUCCCCACUGCUGACCCCACUGGAAAACUGCUCAUGGAGCUUGGGGGGGUUUGUUUUGCCCAAAUCCAGGAGGCUGCCUGUGCCUUUCCCACAGGAGGGAGAUGCCAGGGGCUGGCACCCCUGCCCUGGGCACAGGCAGUGUCCCAGCAGAUGUACCUGCUGACAAAAGCUGAGGUGACAGGAGCGGCCCCACCUGAGUGCAGGUGAGGCUCCAAAACCCUCCAUCCCCCCUUGUCUAUGAAAGGAUCUUCCAAGUGGCAGCAGAGACGUGUCCUGUGGGACCACCAAGCCCCUGUGCCCAGCAGGAUCUGACAUCCCAAAGCACUGGCCUGGCUUUCAGCUUCCCUCUGGAGCUCGGUGCUGCCGACCCUCCCCAUGGCACCGUGUCACCCUGCAGAGUGCCUGGGGACACUGAGGGCGGGGAGGGCCCAGCCGGGGCAUUCCUGCGGGCGGAUCAAACACUCUGCGUCGUUGUUCGGUGUGGUGUCAGCCUUUGUGUCGGGCUCUGCAUGUUUCUGUGCGGGGAGCAGGACACACACACACACACACACGUGUGUCCCCUCUGUGUUAACAGUCCGUGUUCCUUCCUUGUCCUUUUGCAGCAGAUGGCAGAUCUCAGUGUUGACUAUUUAUACCCGAGGCUGAUCUUUUUCGCAGCAGUUUUAUUUUGUCUGUAAAUACGUUCCAGGUAACAGAGGCAGAGCCGUUGUUUGCACGGCGGGGCGGGGUGGGGGGGAUCCAGGGUGACCGUGGCUGUUUGCUGAGCUUGUGGCUGAAAAGGAGCAGGACACGAGGAGCUGACACGUCCAUCCUUCACGGGGAGUUUCCCACUUGAGGUUUCCCUGCACCCCAGCACCAGGGAUGGUUCCCCAGCCCCAAAAUGCCCUGGGAGGAGGGCUCUGGGGACAGGGAGAGGGGUCACAAACAGGCUCUGGGGUGACCAUUGUGCCCCUGAGGAGCUCUGGGGCAGGAAGGGGACCCUACCCAGCUGGCAGCCCCCACACACCUCACCCUGUGCUCCCUGGGGGUGCUGGGGGUACCCUGGAGCUGCUGGGAUGGAGGGAAAGGCCGCAGGAAGAGGAGGAGUGGGAGCUGGGAUGAAGGCUGUGGUGCUCUGAGAGGUGUGAGGGCUGACAUCCCCUCAGAAGAACCGUGUGCCUUUGGUUUUGGGGAGGAGGAUGCUGAGAGCAGGAGCCCAGGCUGACCCCAAAGGGAGACCCAAGGGGUUGGGGACCCUCGUCCUGCCCCAGCCCAGCCUGUGCCAGGGCUGGAUUUGGGUGUGUGACCAUGCAUGGAGCCCUGGGAUUCACUGCUCUGAGCUGGGCUGGUGGUGUGGCAGCCAGGGCUGUUGCUUGGAUGAGUCUCUCUCUGCUGCUGGAGCUGUUUUCUGUUGUCCCUGCUUUGAUAUUUCUGUGGCUGGAUUUAACGAUGUAUUUUUUUGGAGUGAAAAAAACCCCCAUAUAUUAUUACCUGAAUGGAAUGUUUGUUUACAGAUGAUUUCCUCUUUUUAGUGCAAUAAAGUCAUUUCUAAAACAGA